This is a messenger RNA of Austrofundulus limnaeus, 980 nucleotides long. RefSeq lists its product as uncharacterized. Bases 159 to 980 code for a protein of 273 amino acids. The record is from RefSeq and is a predicted model, not a curated record. The transcript has 6 exons. NCBI's taxonomy places the organism in Eukaryota, Metazoa, Chordata, Actinopteri, Cyprinodontiformes, Rivulidae.
UUAUGUGAAACGUUUGGUCCUGUUCCACCAGGGGGCGAUGCUGAGCCUGAAACAUUAAAACACAACCUUCAUUAAACAGACGAAGAAGAAAGAGGUAAACAAAGCGGACCUGGUUCUGGUUCAUCAUUCUGAGACUAAAACAGCAGCUGGGUUCGGUCAUGAGUCAAACCACGGCACAAAUGUCCAAAGCAGACCGGCUGCGGGGCUUCGUCACCGAGAGGCUGUCCGCCGCCUCCCGGGAGAUCUUAGCGGUUGUAGAGACCGUGGUAGCCGCCUACGAGGAGGAGGCUUCCGGCUUCAAACUGCAGCUGAGCCGGCAGAGGAGACAGCUGGAGCUGCUUCAGCCUCAGGCUCCUGUCGGUUUACAGACCAGCAGGAACCAGGGGUCUGCUGAGGAAGAGGAGGGUGAAGAUGAAGAGGCCCAUGAGCAUCUGAAGAGUCUGGGUUCAUCUGGUCCACAAAGCUCUUCAGAAGKUGUGUGUGGACCUGGAAGCAGGGAGCGUGGCAGAACUCACAACAUAAAACUCAGCAUCCGCUUCCUGAAGGAUCCGAACAUCAGCGUUCUCUCAAAAAACUUGGUGAAGAAAUGUCCCACGGUCACCCUGAAGUGUCCUCCAGGUCUGCAGGAGGACGACUUCCUGGACCUGCUGAGGUCUGCCGUCCCUCAGCUGGACGGAGACAAACCUUUGGAGUUGUUCUGCUCAGACCAGAGACGCAGACUUCAGCCUCUGAAACUGAAGAGUCUGACACCAGAGGAGAUCCACAGGAACCUGAAACCCACCGGACCGGGCCAGUCUGCGCUCUACGUCCGGCUGCAGACAGGAAGUGAAGCUCGGGAGUGGGCGGAGCCUCUUCAGAAUGAAAACAGCAGCUCGAUGUGUGAAGAAGCGGGACAGAACAGGUCAGUACCUUUUAAUCCCAAAUUGUUGCCGGUGGGAUUAAWUCAGAAUUAUAAACAGGGUUCCCACGGAUCAGCAUAA